Symbiodinium necroappetens is the source of this 315-nucleotide messenger RNA. Lineage: Eukaryota; Dinophyceae; Suessiales; Symbiodiniaceae. The record is from the annotation of a GenBank genome assembly.
AUGCGUCGCGAGUCAGACUUCGUCGCGUACUUCGAUCUUCUGCCGUCGCGUGCGGAACAAGAGGAGAGCGAUCUCUUCUUUGCAGGUGAAUCUAUCCUGGAGGACUUUGCCAUGCUGCCCGUCGUCAAUUUCUGGCGGCGGAUACAGAAGGAUCAGUACCAGGAGUUGGAGAGCUGCUUCCACAUCUUGCGCGGCCUGCUCGAUGGCGUAGAGGUGGAGUGGAAAGAUGUGGAGGGCCUGCUUCGCAUCCACGGGAGCCGCCACUUCAAUGCCAAGCCUGCCGACGUCGAGUUUCUGGCCCCAGCUGCAGACAUG